Benincasa hispida (wax gourd) is the source of this 915-nucleotide messenger RNA. Lineage: Eukaryota; Viridiplantae; Streptophyta; Magnoliopsida; Cucurbitales; Cucurbitaceae. The record is from RefSeq and is a predicted model, not a curated record.
AUGACUCCUCCUCCAGGUUUUGAAGCGCAUUGGGAUUCAGGGAAUGAUUCUAUAGAAAUUGACAAGUUGAAACAGAAGAUGGCAGAAGAGUUUGGGAUUAAAGAUCUCGGUAAUUUGAGAUAUUUCUUAGGCAUGGAGGUAGCGAGAUCAAAGGAAGGGAUCUCAGUAUCUAAGAGGAAAUAUACACUAGACCUGUUACGAGAGAUUGGGAUGACUAGAUGUAAACCUACAGAUACACCUGUAGAGGUUAACAACAAUCUGGUAGAAUCAGUAGACGACAUUCCAGUGAACAAGAAAAGAUAUCAACGACUUCUAGGGAAACUGAUAUAUCUCUCACACACUAGACUUGAUAUUUCAUAUGCAAUCAGUUUAGUGAGCCAGUUUAUCCAGUCCCCAUAUGUGAGACACAUGGAGGCUGUUACUCAAAUUCUGAGAUAUCUAAAGUCGACACCUAGAAAGGGCUUGGUGUUCAGGAAAAAUGAUAGAAGAUGCAUCGAAGCAUACACAGACUCAGACUGGGCCGGUUCUGUUACUGAUAGGAAGUCAACUUCGAGAUAUUGUACCUUUGUAUGGGGAAAUUUAGUCACAUGGAGGAGUAAGAAACAGGGUGUCGUGGCUAGAAGCAGUGCCGAAGCUGAAUACGGGGCUAUGAACUUGGGCAUUUGUGAGGAAAUUUGGUUGAAGAAGGUAUUAGUAGAUCUUCAUCAAGAGAGUCAUCACCCAAUGAGACUCUACUAUGACAACAAGGCUACCAUUAAUAUUGCCAAUAACCCCAUUCAGCAUGAUAGAACCAAACAUGUUGAGAUAGACCGACAUUUCAUCAAAGAGAAACUAGACAACGGUAGCAUUUGUAUCCCCUAUGUCCCAUCCAGUCAACAUAUUGCGGAUGUCCUGACCAAGGGGUUACCUAGAUAG